Messenger RNA from Symbiodinium necroappetens, 2142 nucleotides. Lineage: Eukaryota; Dinophyceae; Suessiales; Symbiodiniaceae. The record is from the annotation of a GenBank genome assembly.
AUGGACCCGGGGUACAUGCAAGAUGUUCUUGAGGAGUACAAGUUAGAAAACGCAAAGGGGUUGCCCACUCCUCCUUGUCUUCGGGAUUUGUUGGACAAGUCUCUGGACGAGGCUUCUCUGAGGGUUCCGUUGACCCCAGAGGCCGCCGCGCGCUAUCGUCGCACAUUGGGGAAGCUGUCUUGGUUGAGUGCCACUAGGGGUGAUCUAGUUUACUAUAUCUCCGUUUUGGCCCGGGGCCAGAGCUCUCCUCUUGAGGUGCACGAGCGUGCAAUGCGAGCGGUGUUGCGUUACCUCAAAACUGUGGUUCGCUACUUUCAGGUUUUUCCUCGGCAGCGCCAGUCUCACAUGAUUCUGCGUGCCUACGUGGCCUCUCUAGAGGCAGUGCGAGAGAGGAUUUGCGAGUUGCAUCUUGAGCAGCUCUUGCAGCGAGAGCGGCCAGAAGGGCGGUCGAACGAAGGCUGGCAGAGGAUUUUGAGUACAGCCCAGAGUGCAGUUGAGCUGCGAGUGCAGAGUAUUCAUUCAUUGCAAGACCUGUACACUUUUGCCCGCCUCAAAGAUCAUCACUUGAAAGACGUUUUCCGCUCCUUUGUCGUGGAAGACGUACACAGCUGUGCUGUGAGCGAGGAGGUCGUGCACUCCUGCUUGCGUCCGAUCGAGGAGCACCCAAGGUUUGAGAAGGAUUGUGAACUGUUUGAGGCGACCCACCGCUUCGCAGGCCUCCGCCCAAGCCUUACAGUGCCGAUUGAGCUGACUGGCCGGCUCAUGCAAGUUCUUGAGAUGAUGGCAGGGGUCAUGCGUGACCAGCAGACUGCCGCAGCUGCCCGUGCAGCCAGCAAGGAGCCCAUCCGUGCAAAGGACAUUGUCAAAGUGGUGAAAGGUCCCGAACCUUUCACUCCGACCACGCGCGACGCCGAGCUCGCUCAGUGGGGGAACUGGUCCUGGGAGCUAGAGCAAUGGUUAGCUUGCAUUGACGAGGGUGAUUCCGUGGACAUGGCCUCCCUGGGAAAGGAGGACGCCGACAGGAGUCGGUUGCUUUAUACCAUUCUUGCAAGCCUUUUGAAUGAGAAGAACAAGCGCAUGCUGCGGUCAAUCCCUCUGCAGAAUGGCUUCGAGGGGUAUCGCCGACUCAUCCAGGAGUUGACCCCCUCCAGCCGAGGUCGCAUUUUGGCUUUGGUUCAGGCCCUGCACAGCUGGCCGCCUUUCGACUCGAAGCUGAGCCUCAUGCCCCAGCUUGCCAAGUUCGAGGCCGCAGUCAUGGAGUAUGAACAGUUGAGCGGUACCACCUUUAACAACGAUCAGCAGCUUGCAGCCGUUUUGAGAUGUCUUUCGGGGCAACUCAAGACUCAGGCGACCGUGCUUAUCAGUGACUCGUCGCAGUACUCUGACUUGAGGUCUCUUAUCGAAAGGUGGGAUGCGAGCCAGACGAGUUGGUCCGCGUCUAUCGCCUCCUCUUAUGGCAUUGUGUCCUCGAGCUCGGACAAGCCGCAGCCCAUGGAGGUUGAUAGGUUGGCUCAUAAGGGCAAGCCUAAAGGCAAAGAUCCAGGCGGCAAAGGUGCUAAGGGCCCCAAAGGCAAGUAUUGUAAAGGCAAGGAUGCAACCAACAAAGGUGCCAAAGGCCCCGGCCAAGGACCAAAGGGCAAGCCUAGCCACAAAGGCAAUCCUGGCCAUCCCGGCAAGGGCAAGGGAUCCGGAAAAUUGUUGGGCGCCACGGAGGGGGUGCAGAGUGUUUCGGACAGCGCCGUCCAGCCGCAUCAGCAUCAGCCCCAGCAGGCGACGACCUAUGGAUCCAAUUACAGCGUUGCCUCCGGUGCCGCAAGCCAAGCGUCCCGCAUUGUCAGUCGAGUGCAAGCUUUGUUCGACAUUUCAGACCUCGACUUUGCAGAUGAGCCCAAUGAGAUCCGCAUGUUGACCCUGCGCAACUCCCUCGAGGAGUUCCGCCUUGAUGGCACAGAUGAUGAUGAGCAGUGGAUGCUUGCGCCAGGUGUUUCCUUCAAUGAUGAGUUUCAUGUUCGAACAGUGAUGCUUGGCAAGGCGUGUGUCAAGACAUGGGCGCGCCUCCAGCAGUCUGUUGCCUUCUCCUCUGCCGAGAGCGAGCUGUAUGCACUCGUCGAAGGUUCCAGGGAAGCCUUGGGGGCUCGUUGA